Messenger RNA from Lobosporangium transversale, 1959 nucleotides. Its product is annotated as kinase-like domain-containing protein. The record is from RefSeq and is a predicted model, not a curated record. Lineage: Eukaryota; Fungi; Mortierellomycota; Mortierellomycetes; Mortierellales; Mortierellaceae. The coding region runs from base 188 to 1459 and encodes 423 amino acids. The transcript is spliced from 13 exons. Gene Ontology annotation, molecular function: protein serine/threonine kinase activity; ATP binding. Gene Ontology annotation, biological process: intracellular signal transduction; protein phosphorylation.
AUGUACAAACACCUUUCAGCACCAACCCUACCAGAGGCAUCGCAGACUGUCACCAAGGCGGAAGAGAUUGGAGACUAUGAAUUGGGCGAAACUUUAGGUCGUACGUUUGGCAACCCACAAGAAAACAGAUGUCAAGGCAGCCGUUAAAAUCAUCCCAAAGAACCCUUCAGAAGGCGUCACAAAGCCUAUGCAGAAAGAGCUGACUAUUCACCGCAGUAUGAAGCAUCCUAAUAUCUCGCGAUUUCUCGAGUCUAGAGAAGAACCAGAGUGUAUCUAUAUCUUUGUCGAAUAUGCUGCUGCCGGAGAGUUGUUUGACAAAAUUGAGCCUGAUCGUGGAAUACAGGAAGAUGUGGCGCACCUCUAUUUCAUGCAAUUAAUCGCAGGAGUGAAAUAUUUACAUAGUAGAGGCAUUUCGCAUCGCGAUUUGAAGCCAGAAAAUAUCCUUUUAGACUCCAAGGGAACACUCAAGAUUUCAGAUUUUGGGUUGGCAACUGUGUUCAAGCAUGGAGGACGGACAAGGCCUUUGACAACGCCAUGCGGAAGUGCACCAUAUGUUGCGCCAGAGGUCCUUGAAGAGGAGUAUUGUGGCGAUGCUGUAGACAUUUGGUCUUGUGGGAUUAUUCUUUAUGUUAUGAUGAUUGGAAACACACCUUGGGAACUUCCAUCUGCUGAGAGUGACGAGUUUCGGCAAUAUCAGGAGAGUAAUGGAAAUCCAAACCAUGAACCAUGGGACAAACUUCAAGGACAUGUGAGAACUCUUAUUCUUGGUAUGCUCCGAAUAAAUCCUUCGAAGCGAUAUACAAUUAGGCAUAUUCUGAAAGACGAGUGGUAUAUGAGAUCAAAUCCCUUGAUGAAAGACGGUCUUGUACAUGAUCCUGUUCAACUUGCAUCGAUCCUUAUGGAUAGUCUGAGUGACUCUUGUUCACCAGUCGUGGCUUACUCCCAGCCUUUAAACACAGGACGAUUCGAUCAAAGCCAAAGCAUUGUGUUUGACGCUCGUAAUUAUGCCUCAUCACAACCGGCUCGCAAUAACGAAAGGGCAUCGGAUAGCUCUUUGGGAACUAGAAUUGCAAUAUCGUGGCAAGACGAGGCUCUCGAACUAUCGCAGCCAUUUACAGAGGCGACUUUUAUGGAAGUAUUCUCAUCAGAACGAUUGACAAGGUUUUUCUCACACUCAGGCCCUGAGAGUAUCAUAGAUGCACUCGCGGACGCAAUGGUCUGCAACUUAGUUGCUCAUACGGUGCAUGCUAAUCUUCAAAAGAUAACCAUAUCAACAACUGAUCAAAGAAGAUGCUUUCUGACUGGAGAGGUCAAGGUUGUUCCAUAUGGAACUGAGAGUCAUCUCGUGAUGUUUGACAAAAGCAGAGGCGAUCCGUUGGAAUGGAAGCGAAUGUUCAAAGCACUAGUAGCGACCUUGCAAGAUGCCGAGAAUCCAAUUCAUCUACAGAUGAACCCAUAGAGCACGACUUUCUUGCUCUUGCAUCUUUCUCGUUUUUCAAUAUUCGAUAGUUAUAGUAUAAUGUCCCUCUUCAUAAUGAAUGAAAAAGUUUGUUUUAUUUUUAUAGCUUACUAUACAAAACGUACUUUUUUAGGAUGCGAGCUGUCGCUUGCUUUGCCAUGACUGACAUUACUGCCGUUGGUGUACUUCAUAUCUACGAUGCCUCUAUGAAUUAGAUCCAAAGGCUCGUUGGCUUCACGUUUGGUACCAUUUAUGCACCUUGGUUCUGAAUAAACAGUGGUGGCCGUCAAGCCUUCUUCCUUCUCCUUUUUCAAAUCAGUGCCAGCAACAUCCCAGAGCUUGCUGCUGCUUCCUUUGUUAGAGCCCUUAUUGAUGUUACUACUGCUGACGUAAUUGUUGGUGAGACCACUAACACCGCUGGCCUCGCUCUUCAAACGAGCCUUAACCUUGCUGUGGAAAAGACUGUUGUCAUCAAUAAUAAUGACAUCUGAUUCCAUUUU